Molecule: messenger RNA, 3753 nt
Organism: Alosa alosa (allis shad)
Lineage: Eukaryota; Metazoa; Chordata; Actinopteri; Clupeiformes; Clupeidae
Gene: npas4b
Product: neuronal PAS domain protein 4b
Exons: 8
Coding region: 269-2953 (894 amino acids)
Biological process (GO): regulation of transcription by RNA polymerase II
Molecular function (GO): RNA polymerase II transcription regulatory region sequence-specific DNA binding; DNA-binding transcription factor activity, RNA polymerase II-specific; protein dimerization activity
Source: RefSeq, a predicted model, not a curated record
AUGCUGAGAGCUAGAAACCGCGUUUUUUCAGCCUAUAUAAAGAGCCAAGACGCCGGACUACAAUCACUUUUGCGGAUACUGAGUCCUGGAGAUCAGUAACUGACAGCGAUCUUAUACCCAUAUUUAUCAUAAGUUUACACAACAUAUGUCAGAUUCAAACUGCAAUGGAGAGCAGACGGUGAAACGUAACUACUCUAUACAUCAGUCGAAAACUGCCCGAACCCCGUCCCGACUAUAGCCUACCUGAACGAGGACUAAAACUCGAGAAAUGUAUCGAUCGACAAAAGGGGCUUCGAAGGCACGGAGGGACCAAAUAAACGCGGAGAUUCGUAACCUGAAAGAACUUUUGCCCAUCUCCGAUGCAGACAAGGCACGGCUCUCCUACCUCCACAUCAUGUCUCUGGCCUGCAUGUACACGAGAAAGUCCGUCUUCUUCUCUCAAGAGAUGGUGAUGACGGCUCGUCGCGAGGAGCGUGGACACGGGAGCCUGCUGUCCUUAGGCGAACUGUCGGAGCUGUUGAACGCGCUGCCGGGAUUCCUGCUUCUCAUCUCGAGCGAGGGAAAACUUCUCUACCUGUCAGACAACGUCGCGGAGCAUCUCGGCCAUUCAAUGGUUGAUCUGGUAGCCCAGAGUGACAGUGUAUAUGACAUCAUCGAUCCCAAUGACCAUUUUAUCCUGCGAAAUAAUCUCGUACCGACGACUGCAACAGAUACAGAUCGCCUUUUCCGAUGCCAUUUCAACACCUCCAAGUUCAUUCGUCGCCAGGGAGCUGGAAACAAGCUGACGUUGGUGCGCGCGCGUUGCCUGUCGCUCCCGAAUUCCGCCUCGUCCUACUGGUCCUCUAACCCCGUGUGGAUGUGCUCGUGCUCACCCCUGGAGCCCCAGACUCCGUACCCCGCCACGCCUAAGAACCCCCUGCUGACGCCGCCUCCCGACCAAUCUUUCUUCCUGGCGUGCUUCCACUCGAGACACGCGCGAGACAUGAAACUGUUGGACGCGCACGACAGCAUCAGCGUGUACCUGGGAUAUGAGGUGGAGGAGCUGCGCUCUCGCUCCUGGUACAGUCUGCUCCAUCCCAGAGAUCUGCCCCAUGCCUCAGCAAAACACUGCACGCUAUUGCGUGAUGCGGGGCAGCGGAGGGUGGAGAUGGUGGUGCAGGUGGAGGCGUGUGGCGGCUCCUGGGUUUGGCUCUACAUGGUGCUGCAGUUGGAGACGGGGGACCAGCCGAUCAGCUGCCUCAACUACGUCAUCAGUGAGUCUGAGGCCUGGUCAGUGCGCCAGCAGCUGUCUUUGGAGCAGAGCCAGCUGGCGUUGUACCUGGGUGCGGGUGACAGCAGUGGUGGCGUGGGUGGCGCGGGUGGCGUGGGUGCUGGCGAGCCCCUGGGCCUCUCCUGCUGCCCGUCGGAGCCGCUGUCCAGCCCAGACCAGGUGUUCACGCCCAGCAGCAGCGGCCUGUCGGGCCAGUCCUUCGACUUCAGCCUGCCCACGUCCAGCCAGAGCUCCUCAGACGAGCUGGCCGGCGCCGGGCCCCUGGACCUCCACCUCCACCCCCACCACCAGCACCACCAGGCCCAGCAGCAGAUCCUCAACCCCCAGGAGGGGUUCACUCUGUUGGGGCAGUGGGGUGGGCACGCUGGGCCCCUCCUGACCCCUGCUGUCUCCUCUCUAAACCGACCCCUGCCCCCCCUGCCCCCCCUGGCCAUGCCCCCGCCCCAGCAGAAGGGGGAGUUUGUCUGCACCCCCCCCUACACCCCUCGCUUCGGGGGUGCGGCCAGCUUCCUGUUUGGAGACGAGCACUUUGGUCUGGACUCCUCGUCCUCCUCCUCGGGGGUGACGACGUGCGCCGUGCCCGCCUCUGCCCUCUGUGCCCAGCCUCUCCUGAACUGCUCUGACCUGGGGCCGCCCCUGCCCCCCGAGUGCCCCGGUGCCCGUCAGAAGCCCCGCUACGGGCAUCUCCCUCUGGGGCACCACCACGCGUCGGCCGUCGCUGGCGUCGAGUACACCACCAUGGCUCUGCCCGAGAUCCGGGGGCCACUGUAUGUGGACGUGCCCCAUGGGCACUACCCGGUGCCCCCCGAGGGCUUGCUGACCCCCGACGCCUCCCCCACCAAACAGCCCUUCCCCCCGGCCUUCUUCCCCCAGGACAGGGGCCGGCUGGAGGAGAUGGAGAGGUUGGAGAUCUCUCAGCUGGCCCAGUACAUCAGUGCAGUGGCCGAGGGUUUCUAUGACAACCCCCUGCACCCUAAACCCUCCGCCCCCCGCCCCAUGCCACCCCGCUGGUCUGCCCAGAGCGAGGCUGUGCCCGUCUGCCAGCUGUUCUCCGCUGGCGCGUGGCUGCCCACUGUAGACUUCCAAGCGGUCCAAGAGGACAUCUCUCUGUUUGAAGAGAGCAUGGUAGUGGACAUGUCUCCCCAAAACACCUCUUCCUCCCCACAUCCACUCUCCUCCUCCUCCUCUUCCUCCCCCUCCUCCUCCUCCUCCUCCUCUCCCCCUGCUCCCGGGACAUGGCCUUCCCCCUGCCACUCUCAGGUAGCUCAGUUCCCUAUUGGUGAAUACCAGUUCAGUAGCGUCCAAUCGGCGCAUCGUAACCACCCAGUUGGGGGCGGGUUCCUCGGAGCUGGCGUGACGGAGGAGGUUGCCAUGGCUCCUAGUGGGGUGGACGUGGAGAUGGAGGUGCUGGACGCAGCCGUGCUGCCCCCCUCACAGUCCUCCAGUAUCCCAUCAUCCCCUGGGGCAGCCGUGCCUCCUCCUGCCACCGCCGCGCUCGCAGGUCCUGCCCCCCAACCGUCCUGCGCCCAGUCCCUCCUGGAGGAGCUGGUGUCCAUGGAAACAGUGUUUGGGGCUGCUGCCCCGAUGCCCCCAGCUGUGGGGCAACAUCCUGAGUUGUAUCAACUCCCUCACCACCCCCUGCAUGGCAUCUACCCUGAUGGGACCAGUGAUCACACGUUGUGAAAUAAGUCUAUGACUUAAUUAAGUAUGGCAUAUUGCCGUCACUAGUGGAGCCACAUUUCUCAGAAAUCUUUGCUGUAUAAUAUCUAUACAACAUGUAUAAAGAGCCAAAAAAAGAACACUUUCUAACACGCUAGUUAAGAAACAUUACAGUUUUUUAAAAAGCACAUUUCUUGUUUGUUUAUUGACUGAAUUGAAUGUCACUUGAGAAAAGAGGCACCGUGUCCGUAUUCACUUAUGUGAAGACUAUCUAUUGGAUGCACUCCAUACACUUGAGUGUGUGUGUGUGUGUGUGUGUGUGUGUGGAUGCACUCCAUACACUUGAGGGGAACUUGUUUGAGCUGGUUCCAAAGCCCACAGUGUUUCAAACACAAACGUAGAGUUGUCUACGCUUCAGUAAAGGAUGAUUCCUAUGUUCUUGAUAUGAAAUAUACAAUUAUCUUGAUUACAAGAAAUAUUUAUGUCAGUGCAAUUCUGUGUACAGUAUAUGAGAGUAACUAUGUGAUAUUUGGACAAUAUAUUUUAUGCAAUUUGCACCAGUAUUUAUUGACUUGGAGAGUUUAUUUAUUGCAAUCCUAUGAGCUGUCUUUUUGUCUCUAUUUAAAAUGGAGAGUUUAUUUAUUGCAAUCCUAUGAGCUGUCUUUUUGUCUCUAUUUAAAAUGGAUCAGUUUUAUUUUAUUGUCUUCUGCUGCCACCUGGCGCAUGGUCGCUAGUGUGUGUUGCUAGUGUGUGUGUUAGCCGUGUGGUGGUGUAUCCUGCAGCAUGUCAAUGUGGAAACGCAGGCACUGGGCCUUCAUUAAACA